Molecule: messenger RNA, 1269 nt
Organism: Aegilops tauschii subsp. strangulata
Lineage: Eukaryota; Viridiplantae; Streptophyta; Magnoliopsida; Poales; Poaceae
Source: RefSeq, a predicted model, not a curated record
AUGAACCCCCUCAAGAACUCGCGCUCCGCCCUCUCCCGUCUCCUCCGCCACAAGCCCGCCGCCGUCCGGCCGCAGCCCCCGCCCCCGCCCCCGCCGGUGGUGCGGGAAACGGCCGCUCGGCACUACCACGCCGCCCCGCGCCGCCCAGGGUUCAUUCAGUCCUUCAGCCGAGGGCCCCUCCGCCACGAGCCCGCCGCCCUCUUCCGGCCGCCGCCGGCGCAGGCGCAGGUGCCUCCUCCCCGGCACUACUUCACCUCCUCCCGCCGCCCGGAGGUCAUCCACUUCGCGCGCCGCCGCGGCGGGGCGCGGUGGUACCACGACAGGCGGAAGGUCGCCGCGGUGGUCCUCCUCGCCGGCGGCGGGACCAUCGUCGUCUACUUCGGCAACCUCGAGACCGUGCCCUACACCAACCGCACCCACUUCGUCCUCGUCUCGCCCCAGCUCGAGCGCCAGCUCGGCGAGUCCCAGUUCGCCGAUCUCAAGAAGGAGCUCGCCCCCAAGAUCCUGCCCCCGCUCCACCCCGACAGCGUCCGCGUCCGCCUCAUCGCCUCCGAGAUCGUCCGCGCGCUCCACCGCGGCCUCGCCGACCGCCGCAGUGACGACUUCGAUGACGCCUCCUACGGCGACAUCUCCACCGACAUCGCCGUCAAGGCCCGCGACUUGGAUGCCGAGGACGUGAUGCACCGGGUCUCGCCUGGCAAGACCGCGGGCACGGCCGCGAGGGCUCAGCGAGACGACGAGCUUCUCGAUGACAGGUGGGUCGCCGAGAGCCGUAGACGGGGGAAGGCACGCGGAGCGCAGCCACAGACGAAGCACCUCAAUGAGCUCAAUUGGGAGGUGAUCGUCGUCAGAGAUAAGCUCAUCAAUGCAAUGUGCUUGCCCGGUGGUAAAAUUGUAGUCUUCACUGGAUUGCUCGACCAUUUCAAGACGGAUGCUGAGAUUGCGACAGUGCUUUCGCAUGAGAUUGGGCACGCUAUCGCGAGGCACUUGCCAGAGAUGAUCACCAAGGGCAUGUGGAUGGAGGUAGAGGCAGAUCACAUCGGGCUCAUGCUUCAAGCUUCUGCUGGUUUCGACCCACGCACAGCUCCCAAGGUCUACGAGAAGCUAGGACAAAUCGCGGGCAAUCAGUCAGUACUGAAAAGCUACCUCUCUACUCAUCCUUCGAGUAAGAAGCGGUCCGAGCUCUUGUCUCGAGCCAAGGUAAUGGAGGAGGCGAUGCAGCUAUACAGGGAAGCUUGCGCCGGCCACGGGACCGAAGGUUUCCUGUAG